Molecule: messenger RNA, 1038 nt
Organism: Mesoplodon densirostris (Blainville's beaked whale)
Lineage: Eukaryota; Metazoa; Chordata; Mammalia; Artiodactyla; Ziphiidae
Product: interferon alpha-inducible protein 27-like protein 2B
Exons: 7
Coding region: 1-1038 (345 amino acids)
Biological process (GO): apoptotic signaling pathway
Cellular component (GO): mitochondrion; membrane
Source: RefSeq, a predicted model, not a curated record
AUGGGCACUGUUGUCUGCGACAGGAAGCCAGGACCGCGGCCCGGGUCCCCACUCUGGCCUUCACCCCCGUCUUCCUUCACUGCCCCUCCUCCACCAGGCUCUGUCCCCCGGAUGCUGCCCCAGCUCACUCAUACAGCUCCCGGCUACCCUCCAGGGCUCCCAGAACACAGACAAGCUCAAGAGCCACAGGUCAGUUCCACAUCUUCAGAAAGUCUGCUCCUUUGGGUAAGACAGGCAGGGGUGGGCAGGGCCGGCUCCGUCCUGACGCCCCCACCCUCGGGGGGCCGGGGGGCUCAGCGAGUGGAGGGGAGACCCGUGUGCAUCCACUGGAAGAACUGUCUCAUGUUUCUCAUCUGGGUGGCUGCAGGCGAAGCUGGGUCUUGGGAGGGAAGUGACUUAAGCCCCCAACUGGGCUCUGGGACACUGGAACCCAUGAGCCUAGUCUGUGCCCGGGUGACCCUCAAGCCCUCCAGUGUUUCAGCAGUUUGGGUGCCGGUCAAUUUCUGUGCCAUAGAAUUUACCAGCGCUGUCCUCUUAGCCUCUAACCUGGCUUCCAAGAUACUGUCUGCAGGGAGCCUGGUCAAAGUGGGCGGGGCAGCCUCUGCAGGUGUCUUGGCAGGACUUCCUUGGCUGAGGCUCACCCUGUCAUCCAACGCUGCCCUGGCUGGGGCCACAUCUACCCUGGGAUCCUUGCUGGGGACACUGAAUGGCUCCUACCUGCUAGGAUGCCCUGCUGCGGCCCUGACCACUUUCCCACUAGCGGCCAAGGCUGAUGCAGCUGUGGCUGGAGGAGCCCUGGCCACGGGGGCUGUGCCCGUGGUGCUGGGCGCCGUGGGCUUCACCGGGGCAGGAAUCGCAGCCUCCUCCUUAGCGGCCAAGAUAAUGUCACCGGCCGCCAUGGCCAAUGGGGGCAGAGUUGCCACCGGCAGCCUGGUGGCCACUGUCCAGUCCAUGGGAUUAGGUGGACUCUCCCUGUCACCCAAAGUCCUCCUGGGAUCCGCUGGGUUUGCCCUUGUGUCCCUCGUGGUGGGCUUGUGA